AUGAAGAGGCAAAAGAGAGAACUUGAGGUGAAGUUGGUGCUGGACAUUAGUGAACAGCCCCCGCCCUGGGCCGCACAGCAACCCCCGCCCUGGGCCGCACGGCAACCCCCGCCCUGGGCCACACGGCAGCCCCCGCCCUGGGCCACACGGCAACCCCCGCCCUGGGCCACACGGCAGCCCCCGCCCUGGGCCACACGGCAACCCCCGCCCUGGGCCACACGGCAACCCCCGCCCUGGGCCACACAGCAACCCCCGCCCUGGGCCACACAGCAACCCCCGAGCCUGGGCCACACAGCAGCCCCCGCCCUGGGCCACACAGCAGCCCCCACCCUGGGCCACACAGCAACCCCGCCCUGGGCCACACAGCAGCCCCCACCCUGGGCCACUAGGCAACCCCCGCCCUGGGCCACACAGCAGCUCCCACCCUGGGCCACACAGCAACCCCCGCCCUGGGCCACACAGCAGCUCCCACCCUGGGCCACACAGCAACCCCCGCCCUGGGCCACACAGCAGCCCCCGCCCUGGGCCACACAGCAGCCCCCGCCCUGGGCCACACAGCAGCCCCCGCCCUGGGCCACACAGCAACCCCGCCCUGGGCCCCACAGCAACCCCCGCCCUGGGCCACACAGCAACCCCGAGCCUGGGCCACACAGCAGCCCCCGCCCUGGGCCACACAGCAACCCCCACCCUGGGCCACACAGCAACCCCCCGCCCUGGGCCACACAGCAGCCCCCGCCCUGGGCCACACAGCAACCCCCACCCUGGGCCACACAGCAAGCCCCGCCCUGGGCCACACAGCAGCCCCCACCCUGGGCCACACAGCAACCCCCACCCUGGGCCCUAAAUCCAGGUUUAUUCUCUCCUCAUCCUGGAUGCCUUCUGAAAGCAGCCUCUUAA
Messenger RNA from Oncorhynchus gorbuscha (pink salmon), 897 nucleotides. Its product is annotated as extensin-1-like. The transcript is spliced from 2 exons. Bases 1 to 897 code for a protein of 298 amino acids. Lineage: Eukaryota; Metazoa; Chordata; Actinopteri; Salmoniformes; Salmonidae. The record is from RefSeq and is a predicted model, not a curated record.